Messenger RNA from Solea senegalensis (Senegalese sole), 1390 nucleotides. RefSeq names its product small nuclear ribonucleoprotein 40 (U5) (gene snrnp40). The record is from RefSeq and is a predicted model, not a curated record. The coding region runs from base 121 to 1164 and encodes 347 amino acids. Gene Ontology annotation, molecular function: RNA binding; protein binding. NCBI's taxonomy places the organism in Eukaryota, Metazoa, Chordata, Actinopteri, Pleuronectiformes, Soleidae. Gene Ontology annotation, cellular component: catalytic step 2 spliceosome. The transcript has 10 exons.
CUCUCGUGUUGGACGGUGUUACUCCGCUGGACGUCCGUUCACGAAAGGCGCCCGUUUAUUUUUCCUGAAUUGUAGCUUUGAAAAUUAAUCGCUUUCUCCGUUUAUUUUUUCGCAACGAAUAUGAUUGAUCCGAAGAAGAGAGCAGCGGAUAUGGCAGUGGUUCCUGCCGCCGUGAAACGUCCCCGGACGGAGCUUGUGGCGGCGGCUCAGUCUCAGCAACUCGUGGCAACGGGCCCACCACGAACAUCCAGUAUUCAGGCUCCAAUCAUGCUGAUGUCUGGCCAUGAGGGCGAAGUCUACUGCUGCAAGUUUCAUCCCAAUGGUGCCACACUGGCUUCCUCAGGAUUUGACAGGCUCAUAUUGAUGUGGAAUGUGUAUGGAGAUUGUGAUAAUUAUGCCACACUGAAGGGCCAUAGUGGAGCAGUGAUGGAGCUGCACUACAACACAGAUGGCAGCAUGCUCUUUUCAGCGAGCACGGACAAGACUGUAGGUGUGUGGGACAGUGAAACAGGCGAGAGGAUGAAGCGCCUGAAGGGCCACACCUCCUUCGUUAACACCUGCUACCCCGCUCGCCGAGGGCCACAGCUUGUCUGCACCGGCAGUGAUGAUGGAACAGUCAAGCUGUGGGAUAUUCGUAAGAAGGGGGCGAUCCACACUUUCCAGAACACCUAUCAAGUAUUGGCCGUCACCUUCAACGACACCAGUGAUCAGAUUCUGUCUGGAGGCAUCGACAAUGACAUCAAGGUGUGGGACCUGAGGCAGAACAAGCUGAUCUACAAUAUGCACGGCCAUGGUGACUCAGUAACCGGACUUGCACUGAGCUCUGAGGGAUCCUAUCUUCUCUCAAACUCCAUGGACAACACAGUGCGUAUCUGGGACGUUCGACCAUUUGCACCCAAGGAGAGAUGUGUGAAGAUCUUCCAGGGCAACGUUCACAACUUUGAGAAGAAUUUACUGAGAUGCUCCUGGUCUACUGACGGCAGCAAGAUUGCUGCAGGUUCAGCUGAUAGGUUUGUGUAUAUUUGGGACACAACAUCACGUAGGAUCCUGUACAAGCUGCCGGGCCAUGCUGGCUCUGUCAAUGAAGUGGUCUUCCACCCCGAGGAGCCAGUAGUGCUGUCUGGCGCCAGUGAUAAACGGCUCUACAUGGGAGAAAUCCAGUAGGAUUUUUGUGUAGAAGCCUGGAUACGUAUGUACAGUGUGUGUGCGUGUGUGUGUGUAAUUGUCCCACUGUGGAAGUCGAGAGGUGGUGAUCGGCCGUGGGUUAAGAGUCGCUGUAGUCUCAUAUGCUACAGUUGGUCUUAAAACAACCUCAGGAUGUGUGUGUAAAGUUUAUUACACUUAGUCACAACAACAACAAUGACAUGUUUUUUUAAAAUCUGGAUUUGUU